AUGAGCUGCGAGAUGUUAAAGGUGGUUGCAAUUGCAGUAGCGAUUUGCGGGAUACUUGCCAAGCAAGAUGAUUUGAAAAUGGAGGACCUAGACCUGAAGUAGGCCGUAUUACCCCAAAUUUUAAGCUGUUUGCAGGGCUUGGUGGGAAACAGAGUUUCAUCCGACCUUUGAAGGCCGUUUAAAAUGUGAUGGCGGUGGCCUACGCAAUCUGAAGAAGCGAGUGGUAAGAAACAAACCUCUCAAUGUCAACGAAUUUUCCAGAGAGUUGAACUGUACGAACAAGAUUUGGGACAACAGCAUUGGUUCGACCCUGACGACUUCCUCGGUGCUACUUAUGCAGACCCUGGUGGAUAUUACUUUAUCAACGGAACAUCCUCGGAGAUUGGCGAGAUCGAGCCGUACAUUGAGAUGUAAGUUCGUGAACUAAGACAGCAAAAAGGUUUUGCCUAUGAAGCUAAAUUAACAGCGGUUUUUUGCAGCUACAAGAUAAAAAAUUGUUGAAGAAGGUAUAAUGCUUGCAAAUAGAGGCCAGGCCUUGCCUUGCAGGCUGACAAAGAUAUUUUGAAACCUUUGCGAGCUCUACGCGCCCAAGCAUUUACAACGUGUAUAUUUUUCCGUUUCUUUUAUCAUGCAACUUGACGAAAAUGAUUUCAGAAUCCACACUUGCGGAGGUCCCUGCCGAAUUGUCCGCCAAUACACCCCCACUCCUGUAAUUGAACUUUUCGAAAAUGGAAGAAUGUGCCCAAAAGAUCGAAUAUUGAAACCGUGA
Molecule: messenger RNA, 769 nt
Organism: Bursaphelenchus xylophilus (pine wood nematode)
Lineage: Eukaryota; Metazoa; Nematoda; Chromadorea; Rhabditida; Aphelenchoididae
Source: the annotation of a GenBank genome assembly